Molecule: messenger RNA, 2219 nt
Organism: Cotesia glomerata
Lineage: Eukaryota; Metazoa; Arthropoda; Insecta; Hymenoptera; Braconidae
Exons: 8
Coding region: 114-2207 (697 amino acids)
Source: RefSeq, a predicted model, not a curated record
CUUGUGACAAAAAAAGAAGCUGUGACUGUUAAUAUUAAUUGUUAGUUAUUGUUUCCAGUUCGACGACCAACUAUAUCUUUAAGAUUCUAAAUUUAUUGUACCAUAAAUUAUCUAUGGCAAACAACCGAAAAAGAAGAGGAUCUUAUAUUGAUUCUUUACCGGACAGGGUUUUUGAUGGCUACGUAUUUCGACAAGGAAGACAUUUAAAAGAUGGUGCUCGACGUUUAAUUUGUUCUCACGCAGAAUCAGAUGCUUGCAAUGCCCAAGGUACCUUGUCUGCGACAGAUGACUUUACUUAUGUCCGUAAUCGAAGUAAACAUACUCAUGAACGAGAUCCCGAUGCAGAAUUGAAAGCUCGGUUUAUUCGAGAUUUAUAUAUCGCAACUAAACACGAAUUUCGAAACCUUGAAAUUAUAUAUAAUGACGUAUCAUUGAUACAUCAAGAAGGCGCCGCUCUACUGAGUUUUGAUACGAUAAACAGAAGGAUGCAAACAUGGUUAGAGAGUAGAGUAUUUCCUGGAGUAGCAUCAAUUGAUGACAUAAAAUUAAAAUUAGAAAGUCCACAUUUCAAAAAUAUCAAUCUGCAUAACGCAGGAAAAACAGAAAUUGUUUUUCUGCAAAAUGAUGAAGGUCAAAAUGUCUCCAUGGUUCUUUAUGAUUCAAUUCUUUUAACUCAACUUCAACCUACGACAUUAUUUAUUCAAUCAACUCAACAAUUGUUUGAAGAUCUCGAUGCUCUUCAAUUAACGGCAAUCUCGGCUGAGUAUAAGGAUCAUAUUUUACCUUUAAUAUGGAUUAUUCAAGUCCAAAAGAACGAAGAAAGUUGUAAAAUUAUUUUUCGCAAGAUAUUAAAUUUACAACCUAACUUUUCACCUACAAAAAUUUAUUUUGAUUUCGAUGAUGAUUAUUGGAGAGCCUUAAAUGCAGUGUUUCCUGGUGUAAUCAUUAAAGGAAUGUUCUUAAACCAUUGCAAGAUCAUGACAAAUAAAGUCCAUCGUUUGAAUCUUGACUUGAAGGAUAGUACGACAAUAUCAACAGUAUCUAAAUUAAUAUCUAUCAGCUUGUUACCCGAAAGUAAGAUCAUAAAUGCUUUGCGCGAGAUUGUUAACUCUUUAAAUAAUGAUGAAUUUCAACAUUUUGAAGAUCUGAUGGAAUAUUAUAAUCAACACUGGCUUACAAGUAUUAAAGUAGAAAAUUACUGUUUUUAUAAUGAUAUAAUGUCCUUGUGGAAGAAUGGUGAAUUAAUUCUCCAAAGCAUGAUAAGUCGACUUGAGAAAAGUAAAACUGUAUGGAGUUUGAUUGAACAAGUAUCAUUAAUGAAUUCUCAAAUUCAUUUCCAUCGCAAUAACUUGAUGACAAAAGGACAUUUUAUCAUACACUCCAGAAAAGUUAAAAAUAUUUUCACUAAUGUAAAAAACUGCAAGUAUAUUUCUGAUUUAUGGACUAAAAUUACAGCAGGAACUGUAAAUUCUACAGACUUCGUAAUAAGAAUAGCAAAUCACCUAAUACCAGUCUUACGUAAUUUAUUACUUUCUGAUGUUGAAAUUCCUGCUCAGUUCAAAUUGUUAAAAUUAUUUAUCAAUGAAGCAGCCGAACCACCGGAAGACUUACCACAAAUGUCAGCUAAUGAAGUUGUUGAAGUUGACGCAACACCACCAGUUGAUUUAGUUAACAACCUAACAUCUUUGGAUCAUAAUUAUAAUUUGUCUUCUGAUCCAUCUGACCAUGAAGAAACUUCGGAUCCUAACAUCAAUCCUGAUUUAAUUGACAUUGAUAAUGAUUCAUUAUUCCCUGAUGUAGAAAAUUUAUCAGAAUCCAUUGAUGAUAAUGAUCGUUCUGAAUUACCAAAUAUGGGAAAUAAUUCACCAGAACUUGGUCUGCGUGAAGGCACGGGAUUUACUGACCCUAAUGUAAUGUCAGAAUCAACUGUUAUUAACAGUGGAUUACUGACAACUGCAUCAGAAAAUGAAAUAAUUAUUUCUUCAGAGCAACAAGAUAUAAAUCGAUCGUAUAUUUACGCUCAGCAGUGCUUAGGCUGUUUUAAUGACUUAAUCGAAGUUGGUUAUAAACCUUGCAAUCAUGCUCCAUUUUGUUGGUCGUGUAAUAAUAAAUGGCAUGAUGAGGCGAUUGCAAAUGGAGAAUUAUUCACUUGCAUAUUGUGUAGAACUUUCGUCGAAAUUGCAGACGAUUUACGAGCGGAUUGUUAAUUAACACAAUAA